Messenger RNA from Oryctolagus cuniculus (rabbit), 12382 nucleotides. RefSeq names its product PR/SET domain 8 (gene PRDM8). Gene Ontology annotation, molecular function: protein binding. Gene Ontology annotation, cellular component: nucleus. NCBI's taxonomy places the organism in Eukaryota, Metazoa, Chordata, Mammalia, Lagomorpha, Leporidae. The record is from RefSeq and is a predicted model, not a curated record. Gene Ontology annotation, biological process: regulation of DNA-templated transcription; oligodendrocyte development.
GGAGUCUAGAGAGACCGGCUCAGAAAGUUGCCGGCGAGGAGGAAAGCCGUGACGCGCGGUCGCUCCCUGCCCCCGCAGAGGCGCCGGGGCGGGUGUGGGGCUCUUCUUUUCUCCUCCGUGAAAUCGAUCACGCCUCCAGACGGCUGAAGGAGAGCACUUUGCCACUCUUCACAGCUUCGCCCCAGCCUCUUUAGCUUUCAAUUGAAAACCAAUUAAAGGUUUCUAUAAAUCUGUUAGCGCCCCUUUUAUCUGGGGACCCCUGAUGCAUGCGAUAUUGCCCUUUAGAUGCCUCUUCCGUGUUUUGUUUUACAAUUGUUGUAUCAAUAGAAUGCAGCCUUUCUUCUCCUGUCUCUAUAGAUACAGAUACACAAGGAGAACCAAAGCUAUUCAGGCGCCUCAUUUGUCCAGCAGCCUAACAGUGGAGCCCUUUCUCCGCGGCUGCUUUGCCUGCUUCGCGAGCAGCAGUUAUGGGAGAAGCAGAUGGCUACUGAUUGGGGGAGCUUUGUGGCUCUAAUGCUGAAUACUUUAUGGAAAAGGACUUUAUCAUGCCUCGGUGGGCAGAGGAACAAGGGGAUGAGAUUUAUGGCCAGGAAAAAUAAAUCUUUUUCCAAGUUGUGGUUCCUUCUCACCAGUGUCUCCUUUGCUCCAAGGGCUUGAACCCGGAGGAACUGGUUUUAUUUUAUUCUGCUUUCUGCUAAUAGCCCAGUUCAGCCGGGAUCUGAGGGGAGAGCAGACUGAGAGCUCAGAGUCUCUGAAAUACCCCAGGUUGCUGUUGCUACAUCAGCAUUCUCUGCCCUCAGGAGCCAAAGAGAAGGGUUGGAGUGGCCAAUGCUGUUUGGGGCGUGUUUUCCUUGUUGCCCUGUUAGUUGCUGGGUUAAAAAUCAUCCUCCAUUAUUCUAUUAGGAACAAAAACAAAGCAAAAAAAGGUGAUGUUCUCCCACUCAAAAAGUCAGAGGGUGGUGCUGUAUUGAAGCAGAGAGAAGAUUAUGCGGACUUCCCGGCUCCCAUAGGUUCUGAGCUGUGAACACAAUUGCGGGAUGCCUGCAGAUGUAAGGUUUUGGGUUCCAGAAUCAGUUUCCAACUUUGGGAAAUAUACAGGCUCUAGCCAUCUUCUAGAGGCCUAAUUCGACCUCAGACCCAUCUUUAUCUUUUUUCUGUCCUUCCCAUCACCUGAGUUGUACUUCUCUUGACUCAGGGCACAUCCCAGCUGCAGUGUGCCUAUCUCCAUAUGCAGAGGGGUUGACUCCUGUCCCACAACCUGUUAACCUACAGCAGUGUCACCUCUCUCUCAGGGGCCAUAGCAUAGAGUCAUAUGGAGAUGCCUGCCGGCAGCCUAGCCCCUGCGAGGUAACAGCCAAUCCCGACACUGUGUCUCCAUUCCCAUUUCAGCCACACUCCCUGAUCUUUGAAAUGCCAUCUUUUGAUCCAGGAAACAUUUGUCAAGCCCUUCAUGUUCCCAGCACCCUUUCCCUGCCUUUUUAAAAUUGUUAUCCUGUUCCUAGAGACAGAAGAGGAAAGGCCAGAGGGACAGGUACUGGGCAACCAGAAGCAUCCCUAAAUUGCUCCCAACUGUACUUCUACCCCACACUCCAACAUGUACCUCGAUGUCCUGUUUCUCUCCAAAGAGCGAAAGUGUGGUAGGAGGGAGGGCUAAGAUUGAAAAAUGAUGUUGCCCAACAUUCCAAGGUGGCACACACUGAAAUGCUUUAAAUAGUCACUUUUGGGCUCUUCGCCUGUGCUGGACUGAGUGCGCUGCUAACCCCUCCCACUUAUUUCUUACUGGGAACCCUUUGAGCUAAGGAGUGUCAUCACCCCUAGUCCACAGAUCCCCUUGCUUCUCAGGAAAGGGAACACAGAGAUGCUGAGUUAUCCCAAGCAAGUGGCCCAGCUGGGCUCUGAACCCUGCAGUAUUCAUAGCCACUCUACAUACUUUACAAAAGAGGAAACCAAAGUUCAGACGGGUUAAGUGAUUUGCCCCAAGACACAUAGCUAGCAGACUGAAGAACCCUGCUCAACCCUGUUCACAAUCCCAAUUUCUAGCUCUCAGCUGUGUGUCUUGGCUCUUUCAAAAUGAAGAGCAAAUGACCUACCGCUGUCAGCGGGUGGUGGGUGCCCCAGAGCCGGAAGCGGUAGGUGUGAGGAGAGGGGAGCGCUUGUUUUGGGCUGCGGGGGCGCGGAGGCGGUACCUGGGACCUAAGGUGGAACCUAAGGUCGGCCACCGGGAGAACCCACCAGGCACCAGCCGCUGGGCCCACGGUGCCCCCGGGUCUUGGGUGUAGUGGAGAGCCAGGGUUGCCUCCCCCCCCCCCCCCCGUGCUCGUCUGAGCGCAUCUGGUGAGCGGCGCGCUUCGGGCCGUGGGGCUCCAGCCAACCAGCCGCACAUCUACACACUUUUCGUGACCCUGCAGCAGCCCUGGGCACUCUGACUGACCUGAGAUUCGCUGCAGCCAGACCCGGACCCGCCACACCCUGCCAGGCCUAAAGAAAGCACUUGAGGAAGUGCACAUCGGGGCAGAAGUCUGCUCUCCACCUCCCACACCGGGCCGCAAAGUAGUUGCUCUUCCAUUAGGCAGGUGGAGCGUGCGGAGGGCCCGGGUAACUGCCUGUGGGUGGCACUUCGGAGCCCUUCGGCCACAGAAAGGAUCCCUGGAACAGCUUCCUCGUGCCUGCUUUGUCCUCCAAUACUUCCUUCCGGGCAGCCUUGCCUGGUUCCCUUUCAAAGCCGGCGCCGACACACUUCCCAAAUGUUCUAGGGAGGAAGCGCAGGCGGUGUUAGUAACAAUAGGCACAUUUACGAGGUGCCAACUCUUGCUAAGCAUCAAGCCAGCGCUCACAAGAACUGUAUGGAGAGGGUUCCCUUUUAGCCCUAGGAUCACAGAUGGAGACCUGAAGCACGCACCGAUUAAGCUACCAGUGGAGGGCUGGGAUUCGAACCCGUGCACUGUAGUUUCCCUGGCGGAAUUGUGGGAUUGUCCGAGCCGGUGUUGUUGGUCCUUCUGCUAAGGUCACUUUUCCGGGCUUCUAAGGAGAAUGUUCGUUAAUAAAGGCGUUGAGACCUCCUCGCGAUGUCCAAGAUUGAAAUGAAACCAGCUCCGGCUCUUGGAAGUAAUCCCUUACCAUCUGCUCAGCAACUGGCUUUCCAAAGCGCGCUCGCCCUCGUUCCCUCCCCGAGCCCUGUCUGCGAUCUGGGAGGCAGCUCGUGCCAGCGUUAGCUCAACUGGAGGAGAACCGAGGCUGCGCUGGGUCGGGAAGAGACUGGAACACAGGCUCGAGCUCGGCCCGAGGAAGCUCGGGGAGCAGCUGGGCAAGGCUGUAGGCAGGCAGCAGGGCGGCGGUGGUGAAAGGAGCGUGGCUGUUCCCUGCGGCCCCGCCUUCGCGAACGCCUUUCCUGGCCGCGGCAAGGCAGGAGGCAAGUGUUGGCACUGAUUCCGGAAAGGCGAUAGGAGGCUGGAGACGAUGGAAGACGUGGCCGACCCUUGGGAACUACCCUUCGCUCCUGCUUAGCCCUGAGCGCGCUGCGAGGCAUCUUCCUUACCCCCGUUCACGCUUUGCACCUGCCGCUUCCUCGGCGGAUGGCGGCUUGUCUAGUUCUGCCCGCGUGGCGUCCUGGGUCAGGACUCUGCACUGUUUGGUGGGAGAGAUGUGUAUCCUUCCCGGGACUGUCGGGGCACCCUCUUUGGGGCUCUCCCAGGGAUACCUAUAGGAAGGCACGCCCUUGGGCUUUCUUUGCACUCCAGCUCCGUCCCUGUGCCUAUUACUCACACGUGGACCCUGGAGAAUUCCCAUAGCAGGAAUUGCCCUGUUGUGCUUGGCCUUGUUGCUUAAACUUUGGCCUCAAAUUAAGCUGGGAGGGUCCUUGGAAACAGAACACCAGUCCAAGGACCUUAUUUUACAAAUUCGGGGACCCUCCUUUCCUGUGUCUGGAACCAGCUUCCUAGGGCCUCAGGUAGACUGUGGAAUGUUGUAAAGUACCUGAUCACACACACUAGGUAUUACACAGUAAAACUAGACUCAGCAAAUACAUUCUUUGUUAGUCUACUCCAUUGGCUUAUGUAAGUCCAAUAACCUUCCUGUUUGAUUCACAAAAACUACUUUCUCAAAACCAUCUGACAUGAAAACAGGCUACAAGGAAGACUGAAUGUUAUGAAUAUGCAACCCAGGAAAGUGACAGCCUGGAACUUUAUUUUUAAUUGCUACCUUUGAUGAUAUUCUCUCCCAUCUCUUAAACACAUUUUCACACCCUCCCACCCCCUCCCCACACACAGAAGACCACUCUGAGCAGGUAUAAAAUUGUCCCAAUCUAGAUGGAAUUCUAGGCCUAGGGUAUCUCGAGGCCGUUAUGUUCAAUAUAUUUAUUUUCAGGAAUUUUUUGAAGGGUUGAUUUGGCAAAUCUAAGUAUUUGUAGAGUAUGAGCUUUCUUUAAAGGAGGUUCUGAAUUAUAUCUUGGUCAUUAUAUUAGAAGACCAGAGACUAUCAAAUCCAUCUGGAAAGCAGCUUUUCACACAGCAAGUUCAAGGUGAUGUAUACAACUUUCAGUCCUCCCCAUGCAUGCUUUAUCAUUUCCUCUACUUCACAAUGUAUAUCCAGUGCUGUUUUUAGUAGAGAUGUUGUUACCAUUGACAUUGAUCUGUGAGUUCUUAGGUGACCAUUUCUUCCAGUGUUGCCAUUGAGAAGAAGACUUACACUGGUAGUUUUAAGGUGCUUUUGAAACCCUGUUGAAAGCUGAACAGUCUUUGCAUAUGCUGUUUGGGGAGAGAUUCCCCCAUGGACACUAAAUUCAUUCCCCUGGAUUGUCAUGGAAUACCUGUGAUUCUUUGAAUUGAAAUUGGAAAAGAUGGUUUUUCCUCGAACAAUCCAAUAGGCAAUAUGAGCAGGGGCAGUGUGGGAAUGAGAACAUAAUUUAUGAAUUAAUUAACUGUGUUUUCAAGUCUCUAACAAAGCAAUAUGAAUCAUCACUGUUGUGGUUGUUACUAGUUGAUAUCUACCCUCCCGAAUCCAUUUAUUUAUUUAUUUAGUCUCUCUUUUCCUUAGAGAAAAUCAGACAUCUCUCUCCUCAAGGCCUGGAGGGUGGACCCCAGGUUAAACAUGUGACCAUGUUAGUCCUCUGCCUAUAUCCCUUUCCCAGGAGAGUGAUGCUUUCUGCUGCUCAUUCCCCAGCAGCUCAAUGUCUCACAUCCUAAGGCCACAACUCAGAAGGCUGGCAGGGAUCAGGUGCCAAGGAAUAAUCUACCUGGCAUAUGCACUCUGUGUGUCCAACAGUGCCUCCCUUUUAAACUCAGGGAUUCUAUAUAGCCUAAAACAAAGAAGACAAUUGGUGAGGCCCAGCUAUCAAAUCCUAAAAUAAUGUCCUUCCUCUGGGCUCUGUGAAAUUUGAUGCAGCUCUCUUAGUUUGGUAACAUUCCUAAGGCCUAUUGCCGGUCUUCUCAAAAUUUCAAUUGAGACAGCUAAAUACCCAUAGGGGACUGCUGGACACAAAGGCUAAGGAGGCUCAGAGUAGCUGACUGUGACAUGGCCAUAGUUCCUUCCCUUCCAUCUACCUCCCUACUGUGAUCUGUGAUGUUGGAGUCUGAAAGGGACAUUGGAACCUGCAGAAAACUAGGUUAUUCCUUCCCAGCCAGAUCUCUCUACAUCCAUCUGCAGAGGGGUGUAAAAGCCUGGCGAGUCAGUGUCAGGAUAUUAGAUAUGGGAUUUGGUCCACAAGUCACUCUAACAGAGGUGAGAGUGAGGCAUUGAUUUCAGAUCUGUGGUAGUGGCUGCCAAUAUCACUUGGGUGAGGUCCUACACAGAAGCUGUUAAGCAAGUUGAUUACAGCCCAGAUCCAGGAGAGGACAUGAAUGAUAAUACAAAGCUCUCAAAGACUCUUCAACUCCCAGCUGAACUCCAUCAGAAGCACAAGUGGAACCUGGGAAAAUUUGAAAGUUAGGAAAGGUAGACAGUAACCAUGAUGACAACAGUAGUGGUAACUGCAGCAGCCACAGCAGCAGCAGCAUUACAAAUAGUACCAUUUAUUGGGAAGGAGGAAAUGCCAAGGAAGGAGAAGUGUGAGUGGGAGUAAUGAUCCCUACAGUUAGGAGUCUGAAGAUCUUCCUCAGAGGCUACAGAAUUAUCCACCCUUGAGUCUCCGGCUCUCCCAUGUCUAGCUUUGGAAAGAUUCACUCAUUUCACCUGGUGAGCCAACUACAGUUCUUAGGAUGAGGAACAGAUCCAAAUCCUUCUUUCUCUCUGAGAACUUUCAUCUACUCAGCAAGUCUGCCUUUUCUUGACUCAUCAAGCUGUAAAAUGAAAUAAUUAACAGAUGGAGAUAACCUCCCCCCCCCUUUUAAACCUAUCACGUAUCAUCCUCUGAUAAAGGUAGAAUGGUAGGAAACAAGUGAACAACCUUCUGAAUAUUUUUGGCCUAGGACUGUUUUUUCCUCAAACCAACAACCCAUCAUUUGUUUCUCUUUCAUGUACAACUAGUCAAUCAAGUUUAGCCCUAAGAAAAUUCGAUACUCUGCAUGCUGAGGUGGGAUAAUGCAAUGCUGCUUCUUCAAGUUCCGUUCUCUGCCUCCUUCAACCAUCGUAGUCCCCUCCAGAGGCUUCCCUGUGAGAAAUAAUAAGCUUAGGAAAGAGCUGCCGCCCGUCUGCUUCAUUGGCAUCCUCCUGUCUUCCAGGGUGUUUCUCCUUUCACCGUGAAUUGCCAUACUCUUUUGACUACCAAGCCUUUGCUAGAACAGUGCUUUGAAAAAUAGGAUUAGAGGGAGGUAGACCUAGGGGGAAAAAAAAAGGGAGGGGGGAGAAAGUGCUGUUUCCAUUCACAUAGGUAAUUAUCUUUAAAUGAGCUAUUCUUACAGCUAAGAAAUUUGGGGCCCUAUUUCUCAGUCUUGGGUGGGAGGAGGAAAGGCAUUCCCAAUCUAAUUCUCAGAACCCGAUUUCCUUUCUGACCCUUUCUCCACCCUCUCACUUAGAUCAUAAAAGGCUCUACCUCAGGGAUCAUUCAUCAAGCUCUCUCCAGCCUUCUCUUCCAAGACAACCCUGCAGUUGUCUACCCAUGAUUUUUUACUAUGACUGCAAGAAACCUUGCUAAGGUGGAGCAAGAUGAGCAUACCCACUCUUCAUUGUCUUCCUUCUAAUCAUUUAAUUGGAAAUAAAAUCUCGGGGAAAAGAGCCUCAAAUAUAUGCAUAAACCCAUUGUUCCAUGUGAAUUUCAUAAAACUAUUGGCUGGGGUGCAUUUUUAUAGUACUAUCCAAAGCUGAAUAAAUGCCUCAACCCUUCAUUUAGUAUCAUUGAAUUCCAGGAAGUAAUAACGCACAGUGAUUUCAAACUAGUUUAUGCACCAUUUUAGCCCAUAAAUUGAAAGAGAAGUGAAAAUAAUUGUAGAUUUUCUUUAUUUCAUGUUAAUAAUUGUCAUUUAGAGCAUUUGUAAUACCAAGCAAAAUGCAUACCACUUAAAAUACUGGAAAAUUCCCCAAGUAGGAAUUUCAACUUAGUCUUACCCUUACUUAGUAUCGGUUAUGGUAGUCACUUAAACUGAAAGACAAAGAAUUGAUAGGGUUCAUAAAAUGUGAGAAAUAUAAUUUAUUUAGGGAUCUUUACCUGAAAUCAAGAGGAGAAAUCUAAUUAAUGGGGAGGUGGGAGUGAAAUGAAACAGAGAUUCCUAAUGGGCAGAUUCUCAAUGAAUCUCUCUCCUCUCUGCUGUAUAGAAUUGUAGUUCUUUUAUAGCCUGAGUUUUGGAAGGUCAAGCUCUUCCACCCACAAUUUAUGCAUCAGAAACAUUGUUUAUCUACAGUUUGUUAUGCAAACUGUAGCCAAGUUUUCAGUACUUUCAAGGAGACACCAUCUGAAUACUCUGUAUGUAAGAGGAGAAAGACCAGGCACAAGAGAUACAUCUUCCAGUUAGAGUUUGUUUUCUAAAUGCCCACAUUCUGGAGUGGAUGGCUUUAUAUUUACAGUAUGUAAAAGGACUUCUCAAAAGUGGCUUGCAUGGACAGAUGACUUUUCCAGGGAAAGACACACUUAUUAUUCUUUAAAUGAUAGCACAGGAAGGCAUUGUGGAGUGUUCUGUUCAACAGAUGAGCAGAAUGAAGGUCUUGAACAUUGCCCUCUCCACCCGGCCCCAGGGCACAAUAUGGCCUGUAACAGGCUGCAGUGUCUAAGGCACCUCACCUCUCUUGGGCUCUUUCUCUGUUAAUCUGCUGUUAUUUACACCUGUGCCUGUCUUGCCUUUUGUUUUUCUUCUUUCUUUUCUGAAUCCACAUUAAGUUUCUGGUCACUGUUAUUCAACCCUGAGGAUUAUUUUCCAGAUGUUUGAGACAAUUCUUUCAACAUUUCUAACCCUUCCACUCUUCUUUUAAAGAAGUAGUGGGCAGGAGUGCUUUCACCUGAGAGAGUGAGGAAGCGAAAGAUCUGGAAUUUAGUGGAGCAGCCACAGCCAUAAGACAAAUGGCAGCUAAAUACAGCUGCAGAUUCUUAUACACAGAAUUGUGACGCCACUCCUUGCACGGACCCUUUGCCGAACUAAAUCUGUACAUAUUCAUAUAAGAGAAAUGCCAUCUAAACAGAAGAGAAUUGCAGUGUAAGAUACUUACUUUGAGAAGUCAGUGGCUAACGUGGAAAUUAAGUGAGCACCUCUGUCCUUAUUGCAACCCUUCUUUCUCUCGGCCCCAGCUUAAUCUUGGGUAGUGGCCCUGUCUGAUCAGAAGGAUUUGGCACUUUCAUGAGAUGCGAAGCAGAAAAGAAGAAGGAACAGGGCAGGCAGGUGAAUGAAGAGAACUCAGUGGGAAAUCUGCACUCUUCAUUUCUCCUGGGCAACACCCUUGCCUGGCUUUCUUGGAGGGCAGGCACUUUCAAGGAGAGGUGUUCUGUGCCUUGCUGACCUACUGGGUUCCGAGAAGAGGUCUCAGAGCUCUGAGAGGAUCAGAGUGAUGCAGGAAGCCGCCUUUUGACAACCCCCAAUCUAGUCACCUUAUUUCAACCCUGGAAAUAAACGAGGCUUUUUCCUUCCCUCCUCCUUAAGGUGUGGUUGUGCCUGGUCCACUUUAGUAGGCUGCACAGUCCGAUUUAUCCUAAAGCUGACAGAUUGCAGACUUCAAUGGGGUGGUGGUGUGGGUGGGGCUGGGGGAGGUGAGGGACCAUCUAUUUCACUCAAAGUAGUAGAGGGUUGAACAGCGAAAAAGAACACAAGGUUCCCUCAGCGACACUGCCUUGCGACCCCUGUUGAAGGAGUCAACUUUCAGGCUGUUAAAGACCUCAACUCAUUAGCAUCAGCUGCUGCACUAAAGGGGCCAGCCAGCGCCUCUAAGUGGCUCGCGCGCAAACGAGGCUCCAGAGACAGCAACGGCAACUCCAUCCACUCCUCCAGCACGCACCGGCUGGACGCGAAAAGCUCUCGGGAGCCUAUCGUGGCUGAGCCUACAAGACAGAAACACCACCACCCCUUGACAUGGAAACACACUGAUACAAUAGGCAAAAAAGGACACCUCGUUGCAUUUCCCGGUUCCAGGUGGCCUUAUCUGGCCAAUUCGAUCCUGACCUUAUUCCUGUGAUGGAGGACUCGGGCAUGCAGCGAGGCAUCUGGGAUGGAGAUGCCAAGGCUGUCCAACAAUGUCUCACAGAUAUCUUUACCAGCGUUUACACCACCUGUGACAUCCCAGAGAAUGCUAUAUUCGGUCCCUGUGUCCUGAGCCACACUUCCCUGUACGACAGCAUAGCUUUCAUAGCUCUCAAGUCUACAGACAAGAGAACAGUUCCUUACAUCUUCCGGGUCGACACUUCAGCAGCAAAUGGUUCCUCGGAAGGUCUAAUGUGGCUGCGACUGGUCCAGUCUGCCAGGGAUAAGGAAGAGCAGAACCUCGAAGCCUACAUCAAAAACGGCCAGCUCUUCUACCGCUCUCUCCGCAGGAUUGCCAAAGACGAGGAGUUGCUAGUUUGGUACGGGAAAGAACUGACUGAGUUACUCUUGCUCUGCCCCUCUAGACCCCACAGCAAAAUGAAUGCAGGGUCGGCCCCUUACACAUGCCUGGAAUGCAGCCAACGUUUCCAGUUCGAGUUCCCCUAUGUGGCGCAUCUGCGUUUCCGUUGCCCCAAGAGACUGCACAGCGCCGAAAUGAGUCCCCAGGACGAGCAAAGCGGUGGCGUGGGCACCAAGGACCACGGCGGCGGGGGCAAAGACCAACAGCAGCCGCAACAGGAGGCACCCUUGGGUCCAGGCCCCAAGUUCUGCAAAGCCGGCCCACUCCACCACUACCCGGCGUCCACACCCGACAGUAGCACUCCACCCGCCGCGGCCGGCGGCAGCAACGCCAAGCCAUCCACGGACUUUCACAACCUGGCCCGGGAGCUGGAAAACUCCCGGGGAGGCAGCAGCUGCUCCCCAGCCCAGGGCCUCGGCAGCGGCGGCGGCCACCAGGAGGCGGAGCUGAGUCCCGACGGCAUAGCCACCGGCGGCUGCAAAGGGAAGAGGAAAUUCCCGGAGGAGGCGACCGAGGGCGGCGGCGCGGGGCUGGUGGGGGGCCGGGCCCGCUUCGCUGAGCGGCCCCUGCCGGCCUCCAAGGAGGAUCUGGUUUGCACCCCGCAGCAGUACCGCGCCUCGGGCAGCUACUUCGGCCUGGAAGAGAAUGGCCGCCUCUUCGCGCCGCCCAGCCCGGAGACGGGCGAGGCAAAGCGCAGCGCCUUCGUGGAGGUGAAGAAGGCUGGCCGCGCCGCCAGCCUGCAGGAGGAGGCGACCGCCGACGUCGCGGGAGCGGCCGCCGAGGACCAGGACGCAGGCGGCGGCGGCGGCGGCUCCUCCACGCCCGCCGCCUCGUCGCCCUCGGGCGCCGAGAAACUGCUGGCCCCGCGGCCCGGGGCUGCGCUGCCCAGCCGGUUGGAGGGCGGUAGCCCCGCGCGGGGCAGCGCCUUCACCUCGGUGCCACAGCUGGGCGGUGCGGGCGGCGGCGGCGGCGGCGGGGGCGCAGGGGGCGGCAGCGCAGGGGGCGGCGCGGGCGCUGCGGCCGCGGGCAGCGCGGGCGGUGGCCAGGGCGCCGCGGGCGACGAGCGCAAAAGCGCUUUCUCGCAGCCGGCGCGCUCCUUCUCGCAGCUGUCCCCGCUGGUGCUGGGCCAGAAGCUGGGCGCGCUCGAGCCUUGCCACCCUGGAGACGGCGUGGGCCCCACCAGACUCUACCCCGCCGCCGCGGACCCUCUGGCCGUGAAGCUCCAGGGGACAGCGGACCUGAACGGGGGCUGCGGGGCCCUGCCCGGCGGCGGUGGCGGCGGCGGCGGCGGCCUACCCAAGCAGAACCCCUUCCUCUACGCCACCGCCUUCUGGCCCAAGAGCUCGGCGGCCGCAGCAGCGGCGGCCGCGGCCGCCGCGGGGCCCCUGCAGCUGCAGCUGCCCUCUGCGCUCACGCUGCUGCCACCCUCUUUCACCUCGCUGUGCCUGCCGGCGCAGAACUGGUGCGCCAAGUGCAACGCCUCCUUCCGCAUGACCUCCGACCUGGUGUACCACAUGAGGUCGCACCACAAAAAGGAGUACGCGAUGGAGCCCCUGGUCAAGCGGCGGCGGGAGGAGAAACUCAAGUGCCCCAUUUGCAACGAGUCCUUCAGGGAGCGCCACCACCUCUCCAGGCACAUGACCUCGCAUAACUGACACGGAAAGCACCCCGGCGUCCCGCGCGCUCGCGCGCACAGUCCACCCAACUACUGGAACAAACUCGCGAGGACAGCCACCACUUCCUUGCGCCUCGCAGCACUGCGCCCAAACACAGGUGCACACCCGCACGCUCAACACACACACACACACACACACACACACACACGUGCUCCGCCCCCAGAGGAGCCCUCCCAUUCAGAUGUUUACUCGGGACACACACUGGAGACAGCAUGGUGGACUUCUGAUUGGGGGGUUGUUAGAAGGGGUUUUGUUUUGAAUGCACGCAUUUUCACUUUCCCAAAAACAAAGGUACAUUUUUAAAAAUGUCAUAUAUUGCAACAUAUUGAUGCAUUUGUCAUACGUUUCUACUUAAAUUAUUAAGCACUUAACAAUUUAGAUGUAAUAACUAUAUGUAAGGACAAAAUUUAUUUUAGAUAUAAAGGAGAGGAGGAAGGUGAGAUGCUUUCUGCGAUCUUGAUGACAGUUUGUGUUCUUACAAAAAUAACAAAACGAAUAAAAAACGGGGUCGCCAUUCAAUUUAAGUUUCCAGGGGAAAGUGCAUGUAUCAUGAAAUGAUUAUGGACUUCAAUGAAGAAUGUCAUCAAUUAUGUAAAUAUGUAUUUCCUUUUAAUACAAAGUGUAAUUUUGUGCCAGUGAAAUGGAGUCUGAAUAGUUAUGUGUUUCUUUUAUCCUUGGAAAGAUUUAUUAAACUUUAUAGUUUAUCCGGAUAUGUUGGAUGCUUUGACAAUAAAAUACUAUUUUCUUCAAAGCAA